AUGCCGGACACGAUCGCUGAUCUGAAGCUCACAACGACCAUGAAUGAGAAGAAGCAAUCAGAGCAAGCACGGAUAUUGGAAGAUGGGUUAGCAGUUGUUACAUCUCAUGUUGACUCUCUUUCACAGAUUGGUGCCAAAGUUUCUGGCGUACUCUCUGUGUACACAACUUCCAUGAGACGCUCUGUCAAGAGAUUAUUGUCUUUGAUGCGAGACAUCAAGGCGCUCUUUGUUCUCUUGGCCGCCUAUUCUAGGGACAUUCUGGAGGCUGUUGGUGAGAAUACCCGUGCAUUACUCAACAUAGCCUCCCAGAUGAAGCGAAUUGUCCGUGCUAUCGAGGCCAUCCCACUCCAUCUUACCCUUGACAUUGUUCGAUUAGAUGAUGCCCUAGUCUACACGAAGGAUCGGCCAGGUGCGAAUCGAAUUAGUAGGGGGCAAUAUGCCCUCACUAUGGCAAAUGGUGGAACGGAGCUCGGAGCCCUCAACUGGGAGAGAGUCAUCAAACCAGGACUUCACAUCGAGCAGGCGAUGAUAUUCCACAUGCGGGCGGUGGCAAACAAGUUGCCAGGCACGUUUUACUCGUCAGGUCUGGAGUUGCCUUCGAUGCAGCCAGAUGAAGACUUGAAGCACUUCCGUCGAGUCCAAAUACGCAAAUCUUCGGAGCCAAUUCGGGAUAUCAAUACUGCUAAGGCGAUAUUGAGCACAGACUCUAUGAAUCCGACCGCUAAUACUUUUCUUGCCCUUCGACUACUUCAGGAUGCACAAGACUCUGGAAAUACGGCGUUACUUGAAACGGCCAUAAGACAUUUGGAAGUUGCUAUCCCGUCAGACAGCACGGCGGUUGACGCUUGGUAUCUUCUCGGAGAGAUAUAUAUGGUCCUGCAGGAAUAUGGAAAAGCCCACGAAGCAUUUCAACAAGCCGUGUACAGGAGCAGCCCACAGUCCCCGCAAAUUUGGAUAUCGGUUGCCACCCUGUUCUUUCGUGUCCAGCAAUACCGCGACUCACUUGACGCUCUUUCUCGCGCUACACGGUUGAACCCGAGCCUUUACCUGGCAUGGUAUAAUGCAGGCGUCGUGUAUGAUGUGAAUAAUCAGGCCCAAGAUGCUUACGAGGCCUUUCAGAUAUGUCUAGAAGUGAAUCCGCAUUUACCAGAUGUCCAGGCGCGGCUUGACGUGUUGGCUGGGUUUCAAAACGAUGAAAAAAAUGUACCCGAUGAUCAUAAAAUUACAAAUAUAUUACAGUGCGACGUAAUGGCGACGGUCGAUGAACCAGGCCAUGUUGGCGUUUCUGAAAUUGUUUAA
This is a messenger RNA of Trichoderma aggressivum f. europaeum, 1299 nucleotides long. RefSeq lists its product as uncharacterized. The record is from RefSeq and is a predicted model, not a curated record. Lineage: Eukaryota; Fungi; Ascomycota; Sordariomycetes; Hypocreales; Hypocreaceae. Gene Ontology annotation, molecular function: RNA polymerase II cis-regulatory region sequence-specific DNA binding; chromatin DNA binding; protein binding. The transcript is spliced from 8 exons. The coding region runs from base 1 to 1299 and encodes 432 amino acids. Gene Ontology annotation, biological process: regulation of gene expression.